CCUUCCAAAAUCAUUUUCAUUAUCUAAUACAAUACAAAUUCUAAAGUUAGUAUAUUAAUUAUCUUAUUUGGUAAUCAAUUUUAAAGUACAAUUUUUUUUUGUUUCGAAAAUGCAAAAAUACGAAAAACUUGACAAAAUUGGAGAAGGAACGUAUGGUACAGUAUUCAAAGCCAAAAAUAGGGAAACUCUUGAAAUAGUUGCUUUAAAACGUGUAAGAUUAGAUGAUGAUGACGAGGGUGUACCAUCAUCAGCACUUCGAGAAAUAUGCUUGUUAAAAGAAUUAAAACAUAAAAAUAUUGUACGUUUAUAUGAUGUCCUUCAUAGUGAUAAAAAAUUAGUCCUUGUUUUUGAACACUGUGAUCAAGAUUUAAAAAAGUAUUUUGAUAGUUUAAAUGGUGAAAUCGAUCCAAAUGUUGUCAAAUCAUUUAUGUUCCAGUUAUUGAGAGGACUAGCUUUUUGUCACAGUCACAAUGUUCUUCAUAGGGAUCUUAAACCUCAAAAUCUACUUAUUAAUAAAAAUGGAGAACUAAAAUUAGCUGAUUUUGGUUUAGCUAGAGCAUUUGGAAUUCCAGUGAAAUGUUAUUCUGCUGAGGUAGUAACUUUAUGGUAUAGACCACCAGAUGUCUUAUUUGGCGCUAAGCUAUAUACUACUUCCAUUGAUAUGUGGUCUGCUGGAUGUAUAUUUGCUGAAUUAGCAAAUGCUGGUCGUCCUUUAUUCCCAGGAUCAGAUGUUGAUGAUCAGCUAAAAAGAAUAUUUAAACUUUUAGGAACACCUACAGAAGAAACAUGGCCAAAUAUGACCACACUUCCAGAUUAUAAACCUAUGCCAAUGUAUCAGCCUAAUAUGACUCUUGUUCAAGUAGUUCCUAAAUCAACAACUAAAAUGAGGGAUUUAUUACAGAGACUACUCGUAUGUAAUCCAUCUCACAGGAUAUCUGCAGAACAAGCAAUGAGUCAUAUAUAUUUUGCUGAUAUUAAAUAGAUGAAAAUUUUUUUAAAAUUCAAAAAAAAAUUUAAAUAACUAUUUUAAUGAAGGAUUGAAAAUAUUAUUUUAUAAAAUAUUUAUUUUAAGUAAUUAAUCCAGAUAUUGAAAAUAAUAAUAAAAUUAUAUUUUAGCAGUCUCAUGGCUUAGGUCAUUCUGAAACAAGUGAAAUAUAAAUUUAUU
Messenger RNA from Daktulosphaira vitifoliae (grape phylloxera), 1165 nucleotides. It is a transcript of the gene Cdk5, whose product is annotated as cyclin-dependent kinase 5. Gene Ontology annotation, biological process: axonogenesis; neuron apoptotic process; synaptic vesicle transport. Gene Ontology annotation, molecular function: ATP binding; cyclin-dependent protein serine/threonine kinase activity. The record is from RefSeq and is a predicted model, not a curated record. NCBI's taxonomy places the organism in Eukaryota, Metazoa, Arthropoda, Insecta, Hemiptera, Phylloxeridae. The transcript has 7 exons. Gene Ontology annotation, cellular component: cytoplasm; nucleus. Bases 110 to 982 code for a protein of 290 amino acids.